This is a messenger RNA of Drosophila sulfurigaster albostrigata, 5308 nucleotides long. It is a transcript of the gene loco, whose product is annotated as regulator of G-protein signaling loco. The transcript is spliced from 5 exons. The record is from RefSeq and is a predicted model, not a curated record. The coding region runs from base 287 to 5059 and encodes 1590 amino acids. NCBI's taxonomy places the organism in Eukaryota, Metazoa, Arthropoda, Insecta, Diptera, Drosophilidae. Gene Ontology annotation, molecular function: protein binding; GTPase activator activity. Gene Ontology annotation, biological process: signal transduction.
AGGCAAAAAAAAUUGUUUUUAACAAAGCAUUUUAAGUUAAAAAAUAUAAGAAUGCAGUUUUAAAGUGUUGUAUGGCAUCUAGACUAGAUGAAGUGUUAGUGUUUGUGCAAAGAAAGCAACAUUAGAAGUGUGUAAUUGAGUGCUGCGUAUACAGUUGGCGUCUUGCAUUGGUGUUGGUGUCGCUUACAUACCACAAACAAAACAAGCGACAUACGAAGGCGAUUGAGCACAAACCGCAUUCCAAGCAUUUGCAGCUAAAACACCAUCAAUGUAAAAGUGAAGCGCCAUGCAUCAUCAUCAUCCGCCAUUGCCUGUUACCGCAACAACAGCAGCAGCAACUUCCUCUUCACAGCAGCAGCAGCAACAGCAGCCUCAGCAAGCGCAGCAGCAGCAACCGCAACAGCGACGCCGCAAAAAACGACCCAACUACGGUACACGUACUGUGGAAGUGCGUCGUGGUUAUAAUGGAUUCGGGUUUACCAUAUCUGGCCAGCAGCCGUGUCGUCUGUCCUGCAUCAACAGCAACUCACCCGCUGAGCAGGCGGGAUUGCGCGCUGGUGACUUUCUAAUCUCAGUCAACGAUUUAAAUGUGUCCAAGCUGCCGCAUGAGACUGUGGUGCAGCUGAUUGGAAAUUCUUUUGGCAGUAUUCGCAUGCAGAUUGCGGAGAACUAUUACUCGGACAGUUCGGAUGAGGAGAAUGCCAAUGCCACGCUGUUGAUACAGCGCAGCGCGCGUGGCCAGCUCUUGGCUGCUAGCCUGGGUGCUGGUGUGCGCAACAAGCCGCGUUUUUUGCAUCACAAAUCUAAGAUGCAUCGACUGCGCAAUUCACCACAAAAGAAGCCGCCGGAGUCGCUGGAGCAGGCGGAACAACCAUCCACAGCAGCUGCAGUGGCAACCGAUCAAUCCACGCUGCGACCUGUGUUGGAGGAUACACCACCAUUGGCCAUUGGCCUGGGCAACAAAUGCGCCGCCGAUGUGGCCAAUGUGAGCGCCAUGGUGCGUGCUGUGGGCAGCGCCGCAUUGGAGUAUCGCGUUAUUGUGGGCUAUCUGGGCACCAUUGAGAUGCCCAAGCAGAUUUCGCACAGUUCCAAGCUGCAGACGGUGCGCUCUUGCAUACGCAAGCUGCGCCAGGAGAAACGCCAACCGACGAUUGUGCUUAUGUGCAUUACACCGGAGUGUUUACGCCUGCAGAGCGCCAAUGGCGGUACCUUGGCUACCUAUGCUUCUGCUAGGUUGAACUAUGUGAGCUCAUCGUCGGAGAGCGAGAAUCGCUUCUUUGGUUUGGUCACCAGCGCUGUGCACAACACGCAGAUCGAGGAGGAAUACGAAGUGGAGGAUAAAUCGAAUGCAAGCGGUGCUCACAUUAGCAUUUCGCAUAGUUGCCACGUUUUUGUCAUCGACACGAAGCUAAUUGAGCAUGGCCAGCACUUGGCACGCGCCCAUGAGUAUCGAUUGCAGUGCACCAGGGAUCCCAUAUCGCAACUGUGCCUGGAGUUUCCCAACAACUCGGAGUAUGUGGUCAAUCUCAUACGCAGCAUGUACACAAUGCGCAUUCUGCCACCCGCGAGUCGCAGCCAGCAACCGGAUUAUGAGGCUGGGGCUGCUGCAGCGGCUGCUGCCCACUCGCCACAGCCCUCGAAUCACAGCGAGAUUUCCACCACCACCUCGAAUUCGGAUUCGGGCAUUGGCUUCAAUAAUGAUUGCACUAAUAUAUCGGAUCGUAUUCUGGUUGUUGACUUUGCAGGCGCCGCUGCUGUGGCUGCCCAUGGCUUGGGACCUGCUGCCUGCCCAGCGCCUGCGCGUCCCUUGGGCAUUGUGGGCGUGCCCGACAAUCGUUUGACUGUCAGAGCGAUGCCCGAUCCGGAUCCCAAGUCACCGGCCGCCUCCUGUUCGCUGCGUCGUCCCAAUUUGCUGGCCAGCUUCAAUCUGAUCAAGAGUCCCGCCACCAAUUUGACGGCAACUCGCUCCUGCGAUGAUGUGCUGAAUCUGCUGGUGGACGACGAGUCGCCUAUGUUGCCUGCGGUGGCAUCCAUGGACGACAUUUCGCUGCACUCGACAGUGAUGUCACAGGAUGAACCCACGACGCAUCACAUGUUUGUGCAUCCAGCCGCGUGUGUUGCACGUGGCAAGUCACGUCGCUCGUUGCAGCCACAAGCUGCACCGCUGGAGCCAACGCCCUCGAAGCUAAGUGCUCAGGUCUUUGGCAAACCGCGUUCUCGCCAAUCGCUGGGCUUUGAGGCCAUCGAUAGCGUUCAGUCGCCUGGCUUGGCUGGCUGUUGUGUCGAUCAGCCCAUGGACACCUGGACGAGUCUGCAGAAUCUGCACAAAGCGGCCAAACAGAUGGCGGGGCUGAGCACUUCAUCUUCGUCCACACAUUGCCUAUUAGAAGCUACCAACAGUGAGCCGGAUCUGGGGAACCGCGCACUGCCCUCAAAUGCGUCGCCGUUUCGUCGCGCCUGGGGUCAAUCUUCCUUCCGCAUGCAGCGCGCCUCCGACAAGGCAUCGAAGCCAGCGUCAACAGCAGCAACAGCAACUGGCUGCAGUCCCAGCGUGCGUCGCUCCGCCUCGAUGAAUGCCUCCGACAAUGAUGUGUAUCUCAAGACAUUAAUGCUCGACGAACAGCUGAAGCCAAAGUCAUCGUCGCCGCCACAAUUGGCACUCUUCCAGGUGCCACAGAUCCUGAUGACGCCGGCACCACCAUCGAGCAUCAUGGUGACCGCCAGCGUGGAGUCACAAUCGGAGCCAGCGCCCGCGCAGCCAGAGCAACUGGGUCCGAGCGGUUGGGGCACUUCGUUUGAGCGUAUGCUCCAGGAUGCCGCAGGCAUGCAAACAUUCGCCGAGUUUCUUAAGAAGGAAUUCUCCGCGGAGAACAUUUACUUUUGGACCGCCUGCGAGCGUUACAGAUGCACCGAACAGGAAGAGGAACGUGUGACGCUGGCACGUCAAAUCUUUGGCAAGCAUUUGUCCAACAGCAGCAGCGAUCCAGUCAAUGUCGAUUCGCAAGCUCGCAAUCUUAGCGAUGAGAAGUUGGGCAGCGGAGCAGUGGAUAUCUUUGCGCCUGCGCAGAAACAGAUCUUCAAUCUGAUGAAAUUUGAUAGCUAUCAGCGUUUCAUACGCUCCGAUCUCUACAAGAGCUGUGUGGAGGCGGAACAGAAGCAGCAGCCGUUGCCCUUUACGGGCGCCGAUCUCGACGAGCUGUUGAAGACAAAUUUUCACGUAAUGGCCUCAUCAAAGCAGCUAAAAAAGUCCGCAAGCAACGCAGAGGAUCGAAGACGUAAGAGUUUACUACCCUGGCACAGGAAAACGCGCAGUAAAUCCCGCGAUCGCAGCGAAAUCAUGGCCGACUUGCAGCAGACGCUGAUGCCUGCGCCGCCACCGCCGCCGCCGCUUUUGGCUCUGCUCACGGGUGGCGCCAAUUCGGUGCAGAACUCACUGAGUGACUUGCACAGUUCACGCUCGUCGCUGUCAUCGUUCGACGCCGGUGCAGCAGCUGGACCGGCUCAGGGUGCGAGUGCGGACAGCGUGUGCUCGCUGUGUCGCGUCAUACUGACCGAUGGCGCCACAACCAUUGUGCAAACACGUCCCAACGAGACAGUGGGACAGCUGGUGGAACGUUUGCUGGAGAAACGCAAUCUGGUCUAUCCGUUCUAUGAUGUGGUGUUCCAGGGCAGCACCAAAUCCAUCGACACACAGCAGUCCUCGCAGCUGCUGGCCGGCAAAGAGGUGCUGAUUGAGCGUCGCGUCGCAUUCAAGUUGGAUCUGCCCGAUCCCAAAGUUAUAUCGGUGAAGAGCAAACCGAAGAAGCAAUUGCACGAGGUCAUUCGACCCAUUCUCAACAAGUACAACUAUCAAAUGGAUGGUGUACAGGUGCUGCUGCGCGAUACCCAAGCGCCGUUGGAUCUGAUGCAGCCGGUGACGGUGGCCGAUGGCCAGCGGCUGCAGAUUGCGUUGCUCAAGCCGGAUUUUCAGCUAAGCGGCGGCAGUAGCAUGCCGCCGAAGCAUAGUAAACCAAUGAAACCGCUGCCAAGUGCGGCAGCGACGACAGCAACAAAUGAAUCCUCGACGCAACUCGACGAGCUGACCAACAAAAUGUUUAACGAGCUGCUGCAAAGCAAAGCGGAUGCGGCAGCUGCCACACAGAAGAAGCCCUCCGAUUUGUGCUCCAUGAAGUCGAAUGAGGUGCCGUCGGAGAGCUCGUCGUCGCUGUUCGAACGCAUGCGUCAGCAGCGACAGCAGCGUGAGAAUAGCAACAUUCCAGGCAGCAGCAAGCUGCCCAAACUCAAAAAGAAAUCCACAAGCAGUCAACAUUCCGAGGAGCUGUCCACGAUAACCACCGGCAGCUGUGCAACAUCGUCUGUCGAUCCCAAAAAGCCCAUUAUCGCCAAACUAAAGGCGGGCGUCAAGCUGCAGUCCACGGAGCGAGUAGCCGAGACCCAAGAUGAACUACUCGAGGGACUGAAGCGUGCGCAAUUGGCGCGUUUGGAGGAUCAGCGCGGCACAGAGAUUAACUUCGAUCUGCCCGACUUUCUGAAGAACAAAGAGAAUCUCAAUGCGGCCGCGUCCAAGCUGCGCAAGGUGCGCGCCAAUUUGAGUCCCGUGAACAAGGCCACAAGUCCCACAGAUGCGCCACAGCCAGCGCCACGUUUGUCCAUUACACGUGGCAUGCAACCAUCGAGCGUGUCACCCAUGAAAGUGGACGCGGAGCAUGAGACUGAGCUGACAAAUGAUGCAUCGUCGGCGGAACUACAGGAAUUUGCCAAAGCGCCGCCACCGUUGCCGCCCAAGCCCAAGGUGCUGCCCAUUAAGCCAUCGAAUUGGGGCGCUGCUGCUCAGCCGACCACAACAAGUGCUGGCAACUACAGCAACAAAUUCUCGCCCGCUAAGCAUCACACAUCGACAGCGACAUCACCUUCGGCGAAGGCUGCGAGUCAGGCCGCCACAGCUCUGGCUUUUGGCAGUAGCAAGCUGCCACUGGAGAUGCAAGGACGAAAGUCGCUCGAGCAGGCGGCGAGCACACGUUGCGCCUACUUGGAUGAGCCUAGCAGCAGCUUUGUUUAACUCUCCGAUCGGACGAUCAGCGAUCAUUGUACAUACUAUAUUUAAAAAUGGCACAACGCCUCCCUCUAUUAUUUAUUAACUUUUGUAUUACGUACUACGUGUGCAGUCCUUUCGCUGUUGUUGUCAACCCACACAAAAAGCACCAUGACGAACUAUCGCCUAUUUAUAACUACUAAGCUACAGCCAGCUUUAAGUCUAAACAUAAACAUAUUGUAUAAAUAAACACCCUACAUACGUAUAAAAUUAAAA